AUGACCGCGAUAAAGACUCCGAUUCCCCAGCCGGACUGUUCGGAUUUGACGUCCACACAAGUGACGGUGGAAAACUGCUACGACCUGCUGACAGCCGCCAAGAGACGCGGCAUGCGGGAGGUCCAGGACCAGGUCUACAGGUACAUGAGCGCGCAUUUCCUGCAGGUCCUGCGGAGUCCCGCCGCGUUCGGCCGUCUGUCGGCCGGAGAGAGGGAGCUGAUCCUGAGGAGGAGGAUGGAGGGGAGGAAGGUGCUGUCUGCCGUGGAGGACCACGAGGUGUUCGAGCGGGGUGCGAGCGGACCUCCCAGCCGCCCCCAGAGCCCCUCGUCCUCCGUGCCGGCGGAGGAGAGCCGCCGCCUGCUUUAUUACCUGGACCCGGACACAAAGGAGUGGGAGGUGCUAGGCAGGAUGCCGGAGGAGGUCAGCGUCAGGGGUUCGGGGAUUUGCACCAUGUUCAACUACCUGUUCGUGGCCGGGGGAAUCAAAACGCACGGGGAGCAGGUCCAGGUGUCGGACCAGGUGUUCUGCUACAACCCGCUCACCAACACCUGGGACCGGAUCCGGCCGCUGCGCCAGGCACGCUCCCAGUUCAGACUGGUGUCCAUGGACGGGUGCCUGUUCGCCAUCGGGGGGGAGUGCUUGUUUUCCGUGGAGCGCUAUGACCCCCGCGCCGACAGGUGGAGCCACGUGGCUCCGCUUCCGGGAGGCGCGUUCGCCGUGGCGCACGCGGCGACGAGCUGCGGCGGAGAUCUUUUCGUUUCCGGCGGCUCGCUCUUCUUCCGCCUCCUGCGCUACGACGCGCGGAGGGACGAGUGGGAGGAGUGUCCCUUCAACGACAGCAGGAGGAAGUCCGCCGACAUGGUGGCCUACAAGAGCUUCAUCUACCGCUUCGACGUGAGCCGGCAGCAGCGCGGCGUCCACGUGUGCAAGUACAACACGGUGCUGAAGGUCUGGCACGAGAGCGCCUCCUACCGGCUGGAGAACGUGCAGCCCUUCCGCUGUGCCGUGCUCGGCGACCGGAUCUACUGCGUCGGCAGGUCCCGGAUCUUGAUCUUCCAGGUGGAGGAGGGAGAGGAGGAGAAGGAGACCUUCCUCCCCGACACGCUGCCGGCCCCGGCAGAGGCCAAAGGAGCGCUGACGCCGUUUGUUCUGACGGUGCCGAAAACCAACUGA
Messenger RNA from Lampris incognitus (smalleye Pacific opah), 1173 nucleotides. RefSeq names its product kelch repeat and BTB domain-containing protein 11-like. The record is from RefSeq and is a predicted model, not a curated record. Bases 1 to 1173 code for a protein of 390 amino acids. The transcript has a single exon. NCBI's taxonomy places the organism in Eukaryota, Metazoa, Chordata, Actinopteri, Lampriformes, Lampridae. Gene Ontology annotation, molecular function: protein binding.